AAGGUCCUGAGUAGUCCUGGGUUCAAUCCCGUGCUCGGGAUCUUUCUGUGUGGAGUUUGCAUGUUCUCCCCGUGACUGCGUGGGUUCCCUCCGGGUACUCCGGCUUCCUCCCACUUCCAAAGACAUGCACCUGGGGAUAGGUUGAUUGGCAACACUAAAUGGUCAUAACGUGGCGCCAACGCAGAACUACAAACUUGUACAAUGGAGGACAUCUUGGCUUUUUUGGGCGUCCUCACAUUCCGGAAGUCACCAUUCGCUGUCCUCCAAUCAACACACUGCACUGUAUCUAGCUCCGCCCCUUUGGCUGCCCUACAAAUGCACUUGGCUUCCUGACAAGUUAUUUUGCUACCCGUCACGACUUGUGAGGACAAAAACCGAGCCAAACUGUACUGCCCUUUGGUGGAAGUGGACAUGAAGACUUUUAUUUUGAAAUGACUGAAGUUUUCCUUUCAUUCCAGAUCUGAAAGUACAAGUGCCAGAUCCCAGUCAUGGGGAUGUUCUGAAGUGUGUCAGCACCAAUUGCAGUACUUUGUCUACUUCUUCAUACGUCUGGUAUAAGAAUGGAGAGGAAAUCCAAGAUGCAAAGUCCCAAGAGUACACAGUAGAAGAGUAUGACUACGUAAACAGUUUCUCCUGUGCUGUGAGAGGACACGAGCAAGCUGUGUCUCCUCCAGAGUGUGUGGGGUACAGGUCAUGUAACAAGGUGGUUUACCACAAGAGACACAUCUGUGCCAUCCAAGGAUCAUCAGUGAACAUUACCUGUGAAUACAUGAGCUGUGAAAAUAUCCUGACACAAUUCUGGUUCCGCACAGAUUCUAGUCACCGGUGGAACCCCUUCUUUACUGAAGACCCUCACUAUGAAGUUCGUCUUGAUUUACCUUCUGAGACUUCUGGAAAAAGCACACUGAGAAUUAAAAAUGUGAGGCAGAAUGAUUCUGCUGAGUACCGCUUCAAAUUCACCACUCAUUCUGAAUGGAGUAGUAUUUCACCUGGAAGCACCUUGACAGUCGCAGCUGUGCAGGUGCAGGUGAUGUCAGUCAGAGUUGAAGAUUCUCACCUUGUUGCACAAAUGUUGUGUCAUACAAGCUGCCUUCUAGAAGCUCCUUUGUCUUUUGUGUGGCAGAAGAAUGGAGUGAAUAUAAAGUAUGGAACCAAAGUAGAAGUCACCUUGUCACCUGGAGACUACAUCACCUGUGCUGCACGACAACAUCAACAUAUCAGCAUCUCUCCUCGCCUGUAUGUCCUGAAAAGACCCUCAGUGUCUCUGAGUCCUAUUGGUGACAUAUUGGAGGGUCGUCCCCUGACACUGACCUGCGACAUCGACAACUUCGACUACUCCUCAGCAACAGUUGAUUACUGCUGGUACAAGAAGAAGAAUGUGUCUUCAGAUGAUGAAGUCCUCAGGAAAGGCCGACAACUGGUCUUCAAGCCCUUCAAGUCUUCAGACUCAGCAGAGUAUUGGUGUACUGUGGAGAACCAGCUGGGGAAGAAGACAUCAGAACCCGUCUUCAUUGACGUCCAAUAUGCUCCAAAGCGUCCGUACGUGUCCGUAGUUCAGUCCAACGAGUUGGCGGCUGGCAGUCUGGUGAAUCUGACCUGCAGCAGCGAUGCUAACCCGGCCGCUAGCUACACCUGGUACAAGGAGAACAUGUCGUCUCCUCUGGCAUCAGGUCAGACGCUGACCAUCAAAGACAUCAGUCCAGGUCAGACGCUGACCAUCAAAGACAUCAGUCCAGGUCAGAUGCUCGCCAUCAGGAACGUCACAGAGCAGGGUGGCCAUGAUUAUUACUGUGAGGCCAACAACAGCAGGGGGCGCCACAUCAUUGGUGUGCACGUGAGCGUGAACGGAAUGUCCUGUAGAACAAUAAACAUCAUCAGGCUGUUCUGUUCUGCUGUUGUGUUCGUGGGCAUCCUGAUCAUUCUGACUCUGGAAUUCAGGACGACGUCUCCCUCGUCCACCGCGGAUCCAAAUGAGCUCGUUGAGACUGUAGAGGAGCUGGACCCUGGCGACUAUGAGAAUAUCGAUGCAGAAGACUCCCUGUGACGGACAUCUUGACCAUGAACAACCAAAUUGUUUUAAAAUAUUCAAACAACAAAACCAACACAGUGCAUAAACUCACAACAAAUGAUACACCUGCAAAUCAGUGUGACUUCUGUUGUUGCGGUAUCCGUAAUACGCCGAUAGGGAGAAGUCGGGUGUGUAUUGACCUCCACCGAACCCCUGAGCCCGACUCACAGAACCCUUAGGGUUCGAUCAUCGAACCCAGGUUAAGAACCACUGCCUUAGAUAGCUCCUGCAGCUCUUUAAAAGAUGGCCUGUUAGUGCCCAACAGUUAAGUUAAAGUCCCAAUGAUUGUCACACACACACUAGGUGUGGUGAAAUUUGUCCUCUGCAUUUGACCCAUCCCUUUGUUCUCCCCUCACCUCCCAGGUGAGGGGAGAACAAAGGGCGCCUGGGAAUCAUGCACUGUGGACCUCAGAGGUAUGUGGGGUAGGAUGGGAGUAUAAACACAUUAACAACUUCUUCUAGCAGGGGCUUUGUCCACACUGGCUGACACCCAUAAUAGAAAAAAGAAGAGUAUUGUAAAAAUCUGGACACUUUGUUGAGUAGUGGAAUGUCUUGCAACGUUUGUAUACAAAGAUGAUGUUGCGGGUCAUUUUGUCCCGAACGCUUUACUGUGGGUAAAUAGCCAAAAUAAACAAGUCUCUUUGA
Molecule: messenger RNA, 2713 nt
Organism: Nerophis ophidion (straightnose pipefish)
Lineage: Eukaryota; Metazoa; Chordata; Actinopteri; Syngnathiformes; Syngnathidae
Product: B-cell receptor CD22-like
Exons: 8
Coding region: 770-2044 (424 amino acids)
Source: RefSeq, a predicted model, not a curated record